AUGAGACUCCCAUCAGUUAGUGAUACAGACCCGGUCUUUGCCUCAGACGACAAGACCUACGUAUUUGAAAACCCAGACGACUUGCCUGUCGAGUCCUUGAUCAACGAAAUAUUACCCAUUGACCAAGAAUUAAGUGCAAGAUCCACCAAGGUCCCAGCAACUGCCGAGCCUGGGUUCUCUGAAAUUUACAGAAACGCAGCUUUUCCCAAUGGAUUGAAAUCGUGCAUUACUGCUGACUUGGACACCCAUCCCAAGAUAUUUGACUCUGCUGUCGAGAGACAUGGGCACUCGCCAUGUUUAUUGUAUCACGAAUACGAUUACGAGAAUGACCAACACAUGGAAAGGUACGUCUCUAUUGAUUACAACACAGUUAGUAAAAGAGUCACAAACCUCGCAAGUGGAUUGUUCUUUCUCUUAAACUCGUGUCCCUUCAAAGACCCUACAUUAGAGUCACACCAAAAGAUUGACAACCACCAAAGAGACUAUGCUUCAUAUAACAAGGACAAUUUCUCCUUUGUUGCCACUUUUUACGCAAGCAACAGAGCAGAAUGGAUAUUGUCUGACUUGGCAUGCUCAGCGCAUUCAAUCACCUCGACAGCUUUAUACGACACCUUGGGCGCUGAGGCAUCAAAGUAUAUUUUGGAAACCACCGAAUCACCCGUGGUUAUAGCAUCAAGAGGCAAGAUCGAGCACUUGAUUAAUUUGAAAAAAGAAAACCCCGAGGCCUUGAAAUCAUUGAUCUUGGUCAUAUCGAUGGACCCCUUGACCAAGAAACACGCACACUUGAUCCGAGAAGCAGAAGCCCAAAGAAUCAAGGUUUUUGACUUCUCCCAAGUCGAACAAGUUGGUGCUAUUUUCCCAUCUCCAAGGUUCCCACCUACCCCAGACUCAGUCUACACAAUCACAUUUACUUCGGGUACUACCGGUGCUCAUCCAAAGGGAGUCAUUUUACCCCAAAGAUCCGUCACAUGUGCGCUUUCAGCAGCAGCUUUGCUUUUACCACAUUCCAAAAAAGACCGUGAAUUUUGCUUCCUUCCAUUGGCCCAUAUCUUUGAAAGACACAUGUCAGGAAACGUGUUUCUUUACGGAGGAUCAAUUGCUUUCCCCAGGUUGGGAGGUAAUGCCGUUACAAUGGUUGAUGAUUUAAAAUUGGCAAAGCCCACCUUCUUGGCCAAUGUUCCACGUAUAUUUGGCAAGAUCGAAGCAACUAUAAAAGCCAUGACUAUUGACUCUGAGUCGAAAUUCAACAGAACGGUAUACCUGCAAGCGUUUGACGCAAAGCGUCAAAAACAAGAGAGUGAGAAUUCCAAAGGAGAUCAUUUCAUCUAUGACCAGACGGUAAUUAAGCGUUUGAGAAAGGCAUUUGGAUUUGAUAAUAUGGAAAUGUGUUUUACGGGGUCAGCGCCAAUAGCGGCAGAGACUAUUAGAUUCUUGAAAAGCUCUUUGGGCAUAGGUAUCACCCAGGGUUAUGGAUCGAGUGAAUCUUUUGCUGGAAUAAUUAUGGCCUUACCAAACCACGCAGAUAGUGUUGGUACGUGUGGUGCAAUUGCCCCAACUGUGGAGGCAAGAUUAAGAGAAGUACCUGAAAUGGGGUAUAACUUGACGGACGAAGGAGGUCCUCGAGGUGAAUUACAAUUACGCGGUCCUCAAAUGUUUACCCACUACUACAAAAAUGAAGAAGAAACGAAAAAGGCAAUUGAUAAGGACGGAUGGUUUUCCACUGGAGAUGUAGCGCAAAUCACACAUGAUGGAUGGUUUAUUGUCAUUGACCGUGUCAAAAACUUUUUCAAAUUGGCCCAGGGUGAAUACGUUACCCCAGAAAAAAUUGAAAACUUGUAUCUUUCUUCAAACUCAUUUAUAACACAAGUUUUUGCACACGGCAAUUCCCUCAACUCAUACUUGGUAGGUAUUGUUGGUAUUGAUCCUGUAAAUAUUGUACCAUUGGUGAAGAAAAUGGGGUACACCGGUGACCUAAGCUCUCCAGCUAAAGUCGUCGAAGCAUGCAACAAACGAGAAAUCAAAACUCAGAUCUUGCUUACAAUGAAUACAAACGUGAACGGUAAACUCAAUGGGUUCGAGAAAUUGCACAAUAUCUUUAUUGAUAUCGAGCCAUUGAGAUUGGAGAGAGAAGUGAUCACUCCUACUUCAAAGUUGAGAAGACCUAUUGCAGCUAAGUUCUUUAAGGAGCAGAUUGACGCUAUGUACUCUGAGGGCUCUAUCUUGAAGGACUUGAAAUUGUAA
This is a messenger RNA of Lodderomyces elongisporus, 2241 nucleotides long. Its product is annotated as medium-chain fatty acid-CoA ligase faa2. Gene Ontology annotation, molecular function: long-chain fatty acid-CoA ligase activity. Lineage: Eukaryota; Fungi; Ascomycota; Pichiomycetes; Serinales; Debaryomycetaceae. Bases 1 to 2241 code for a protein of 746 amino acids. The transcript has a single exon. Gene Ontology annotation, cellular component: endoplasmic reticulum; membrane. Gene Ontology annotation, biological process: long-chain fatty acid metabolic process. The record is from RefSeq and is a predicted model, not a curated record.